Molecule: messenger RNA, 417 nt
Organism: Priceomyces carsonii
Lineage: Eukaryota; Fungi; Ascomycota; Pichiomycetes; Serinales; Debaryomycetaceae
Gene: DAD2
Product: Dad2p
Exons: 1
Coding region: 1-417 (138 amino acids)
Biological process (GO): mitotic cell cycle; attachment of spindle microtubules to kinetochore
Cellular component (GO): DASH complex; mitotic spindle pole body; mitotic spindle midzone
Source: RefSeq, a predicted model, not a curated record
AUGCAGAAAGGUAAUAUAUAUGAGCAAAAGCUACAAGAAAAAAGGAUUGAGUUGGAGAAGCUCAUGGAAUUUAGGGAUUUGUCUGAAACUUUAGCGCUGCAAUUAGAGGAAGUGGAGGAGAAGCUAAAUAAAAUGAACUCAGGAGCAGAAAGUGUAGCGCUUGUUCUAAGUAAUUGGCAAAACGUGAUAAGAUCUGUUUCAUUAGCUUCACUAGGAUUAAUGAAAUAUACUGAGAAGGAUUACCAAGAUAAAGUACCUUUGCCGGAGUCGUUAGUGAGAAUAAGGCUCGAAAAUUCCGACAAUAACGAAGGAAGUAUCGCAAACCCUAGCCUUGACGCGGAGGAUUCAAUCUCUUUAGGUAGAAGGUUAAAUCCAAAUUCAGAGCCUGAAAAUGAAAACCCAUUUAUAGAAGAAUGA